Molecule: messenger RNA, 1713 nt
Organism: Neodiprion fabricii
Lineage: Eukaryota; Metazoa; Arthropoda; Insecta; Hymenoptera; Diprionidae
Product: tubulin monoglutamylase TTLL4-like
Exons: 1
Coding region: 1-1713 (570 amino acids)
Biological process (GO): protein polyglutamylation; microtubule cytoskeleton organization
Cellular component (GO): cilium
Molecular function (GO): tubulin-glutamic acid ligase activity; tubulin binding
Source: RefSeq, a predicted model, not a curated record
AUGAAAUCGGUCUCGACCGAAACCGAAGGCGGAAAGUUGAAAGAUUGGGGAGGCGUGGGGGACGAUGCAAGGUACGCGUACAUCGAACUGGUGGACUUGAUACCGAGUCAACCGAAGAAGCUGAUCAAGCUGGACGGCGACGGUGAUAAAAGCUGGAAGUUACCGAUGCGAAAGAGCCUCUUCGCCCACGUGCCACCUUACGUGAUAUUCCACUUGUACAGCGUGAAGAUGCCGUAUGGACUGCCGGCUGAAAUAACGAAUCACAUGCAGUGGCGGUGCGCGCUUCGUUUCAUGCCACAAAUGGUCCGCAGAACGGUGACAAACUCGGGUUUCAACGUGAUAAGAAAGAGCGAAAAAUGGAUGGGAAGCUGGGGCGCGCCUCUGCCGGUAAUGCAGAUCAAGGCGUUGAAGACAUUUCAGAAGGUGAAUCACUUCCCGGGAACUAUUGAAAUCUGCCGGAAGGAUAGACUGUGGAAAAACCUGAGCAGGAUGAUGCAGCGGUUCGGUAAAUCGGAGUUCAACUUCACCCCGACUACGUACGUUUUUCCCGACGACAAGAGACGAUUUCAAAAGUUCUUCGAACGUAACGGAGGGAUCUGGAUCACCAAACCGCCGUCCGGGUGCGCUGGGAACGGGAUUCGCGUCGUCUCGAGGUGGUCCGACAUCCCGAAGCGCUGCCCCUUGGUCGUUCAGCGGUACGUAAGGCCGCCGCGACUCAUCUAUGGCGUGAAAUUCGACAUGCGACUUUACGCCCUUAUCACCAGCGUCGACCCCCUUCUGGUCUACCUCUACUCCGAAGGGUUGGUUCGGUUCGCGACGGCCAAGUACGUCGACGACGUCCACCAUCUUUACGACAGGUUCAUGCACCUCACAAAUACCUCGGUCAACAAGUCCAGCCCCACCUUCAGACCCAACGACAGCAUCGACAAGUGUAAGGGCAACAUGUGGUCCCUCAACAGUCUCUGGGCUCACUUGGCCAGCAGACAACGCGUCGACGUACCCAGACUCUGGGAGAAGAUCAAGGACAUCGUUGUCAAGACCAUCGUAUCCGCGGAGUCGGUGAUCGUUCGGAGCUCCAACGCCGCCCUUCCAUCACCCUACAACGCCUUCCAGCUUCUCGGCUUCGAUGUCAUGCUAGAUGAAAACCUCAGGCCCUGGCUUCUCGAGGUUAACAAUUACCCAUCGAUGGAUCCCGACACCCCCUUGUGUUCCAUAGUGAAGGGCGAGCUGGCCAGAGACGUUCUGAACAUCGUUGGAUUCCAGAUACCGGACACCAUUCCGGACGCAGAGGUCAAGUUACUGACCGAGAGGUACGGUCAGUCCCCGAUUUGCCAUGACCAUCGUCUUUACGCGACGACUCUCACUCAGGACGAGAAGGACAAACAUGAGAAAUUCGCUGUGGUUGAAGUCAGACAGGAUUACCUCGAGUCGAUUCUCGCCACCCUGACGCCAGACGACGUUAGGCGGCUGAUCAGAUACGAGGAUGAGGCGACCCAGGUUGGUGGCUUCGAGAAGAUAUUUCCAACGAGAAGCUCGCACAGGUAUCAUAAGUUCUUCGACAAGCUGAGGUAUUACAACAAGCUCCUUGACGCUUGGGAAGAAACUUACUGGCCCAACAAAGCGGAGGGAUUGUCGAGGCUACAGAAAUUGUGCAGGGAAAAACGUCAUCUGGGUGACUUGAAGAAUCAGGCAGAAUUGCAGAGUGUACUGUGA